Messenger RNA from Juglans regia (Persian walnut), 1607 nucleotides. RefSeq lists its product as uncharacterized. The coding region runs from base 348 to 851 and encodes 167 amino acids. NCBI's taxonomy places the organism in Eukaryota, Viridiplantae, Streptophyta, Magnoliopsida, Fagales, Juglandaceae. The transcript is spliced from 3 exons. The record is from RefSeq and is a predicted model, not a curated record.
GAGGGAAAGAAAAAACCCAAAAUUGAACCGUCCGAUUCGUUUUCUCUGAACCAAGAGUCUGUGCUCGCCGCGGUGGACCAAGCCGGUCUCGCCCCCGUCGCCUUCUUCACGGCUCCGUCGCCUUCUUUACAGCUCCGAAAGCACACUGGUCACUGAGCAAGGAAGUGAGCAAAGUAAAUAAACUCAUAGAUGUCGUGCCCUCUCUAAACCCACACAAGACCCACCUGCGCCCAAUCGUAGGUUAUUCCGAGGAAAGUGAUUCAAUUGUUGAUUUGGAAAGUGGUGAGACCACAAGCGAAGAAGAUGGAAUUGAAGACUUGGAUGUGGGUGGUAAGCAUGCAAAGAAAAUGUUGAGUAGGCUGAGGAGUGGAUGUAUUAGUUUUGAUGGAUCAGUGGGGGAUAUUGAUGGAUUAGAUUCAACAAAGAUUGUAUUACAGCCUGAUGAGAAUUUGGAGAUAUUGGAAGGUGAGGUGGAAGGAAAGGCAGCGGGUAUGGUGAAGAUGAAAAUGGCAAGUGAGAAAAGGAAAAAGGCGAGCUCUAAGAAGCCUCCCAAGCCACCCCGUCCUCCUACUGGUCCGUUAUUGGAUGCAGCAGAUAUGAAGUUGGUCAGAGAAAUUUCUGAGCUUGCAAGAUUGAGGCGUGCAAGGAUUGAACGAAGGAAGGAAGUGAAAAAAAUGAGAGCAGAUAAAGCAUCAUCUUCAAACGGUAACCUUGUUGCAUUGGUCAUCACCAUGCUCUUCUUCUUUGUGAUAAUCUUCCAAGGAGUUUGCUUUAGAAGUGUUCAAGUAUUAGUCUCCACAUAUCCAAAGUCCGCAAUGAUAGUAGUUGGUGGUGAGAUUCAAGUUGAAUAGUCUAACACCCUUCUGCUAGGGGACCAAUGGACCUGAUUCUUGGAUCCCCAAGUAUGUUACUCUCUCUCCAUUUCAACUUUUAACGUAGAAAAACAUCUCUGCAAUUACUAACUCCAUUUUGGGGCUUCGUGUUGACAUCAUAGUAGUGUUUAUUGUUGAAGAAUGAGAACUUUGCAUAUCUGCAGAAAAUCUAAACUGUGUUGUCUUUAGGUCUUGCUUAAUCUUUUGUUCCAUGAGGUAUACUUUUGGUAGAUGCCGGAGUCUCUUACAGGUGUGGAUAAUUAAUAGAUCUUUUGGGCAGGAUCUGAUGAAAAUCUGGAUCCUGAUUUGUCCAUGUGUGGCAAAGUUAUCAAUCUUUGGUUUCACGGAAUAUAGCCAGUUUGGUCACAGUUAAUGUUAUCAUUCCCAUGGGGCACAAAGCACAUAGAGCUGGAUUCAAAUGGACUCUGGUGCAGGCUCGCGGCUUCAUCUAAUGGUGAAUAUGGCUGUUCAAAGUUCUAUUGUCCUGUGGCCAGACAUGGAGGAAAGAGGAACUUUUCCCCCAUUGUCCCCUCUGAUAAGAGAAUGUAAUAUCAGCAGAAACUAUUAUGAUGACAUUUCUUUUACAUACAAAAAAUAUCAUCAAAAACUAUAUUAUGUAUAGAUGAUAUGAAUUUUGUUGGGAACUUCAAUUUAUUUUUCUUCCAUUGUCCACAAUGAUAAGAGAAUGUAAUAGCAUCAUUAUAUGAUUUAUGCAUAAAGCAUGUGGCAUGUGGC